AUGAAUGAGAAAUGUUUGUCUCCAGGGGGUUCCGCGAUUGUCACUAACAGCAACCCUAAGGUCAUCGGCCAUUGGUACUUGGAAUAUUUGUACGAGACCAAAGUUAUUCCGUCCAUGAUGAGGUUGGACAGAGGCACAGAAACUGGUACAAUGGCAACGAUACAUGCUUUUCUUCGAAGAAACCAUGGUGAUAUAGAUGACCCUCGCGAUUCCAUCAUAUAUGGACCAUCAACCUCAUAUCAAACUGAGAGAUGGUGGAAGGAACUCCAUGAAAGAAUGGAAAAAUACUUCAAGGAACAACUAAAUUGGUUAAAGGACCAAGGUCAUUACAAUCCACAUAGUGAAAGAGACAGAAUGCUAUUAGCUUUCCUAAUGAUACCUGUGGUACAGAAACGACUUGAUGUAUUCCGGACAGUUGUGUGGACCAGCCACAGAACAAGAGCAAAGAAAGAUACAGCUUUGCCCGAUGGAGUCCCUGAUCAUAUCUACAGCUUUCCAGACAUGUAUGGUCUGGAAGAUUGUGGUAUGGUUAUGUCACAUUUAUAUAUGUUGAUGCAUUUUACGCACAUGUACAGUGUACUACCCUGUAUACACCAUACGCCCGAGCUUCACGUGGGGUCACUCUAG
This is a messenger RNA of Pocillopora damicornis (cauliflower coral), 627 nucleotides long. RefSeq lists its product as uncharacterized. The record is from RefSeq and is a predicted model, not a curated record. Lineage: Eukaryota; Metazoa; Cnidaria; Anthozoa; Scleractinia; Pocilloporidae.